Oenanthe melanoleuca is the source of this 5205-nucleotide messenger RNA. RefSeq names its product amyloid beta precursor protein binding family B member 3 (gene APBB3). Bases 3567 to 5129 code for a protein of 520 amino acids. The transcript is spliced from 12 exons. The record is from RefSeq and is a predicted model, not a curated record. Gene Ontology annotation, molecular function: transcription factor binding; amyloid-beta binding. Gene Ontology annotation, cellular component: cytoplasm; nucleus. Gene Ontology annotation, biological process: regulation of DNA-templated transcription. Lineage: Eukaryota; Metazoa; Chordata; Aves; Passeriformes; Muscicapidae.
ACCUUUUCACAUCACUAGAAGGAAUCCUGUGAAUUAGCAAAGGAAAGCAGCCAAUUAGUGCUGGUGAUCCAGUGGUUAAAGAGUUGCAAAGUUCUGAUUAAUUCCCUCAGUAAUGAGGUAGCUAAAGCUGUGUGGUGGCCUGAGCUGCUGCUUCUGGGAAGCAUCAGAACUGUCUCCAAGAAAUUAGAUGAAGCCAAGAGCAGCAUUUACUCAUACUAACACUCAACAUUUUAGCUGCUGAUUUUAAGUUCCUUUGAGAAGUACUGGUUCCCCAUAUUAAUCGUUUGUGUUCCAGUGUGUGUGUGCUUCAGACUGGCAGGGAAUUGAUUUCCUCAUCCUCAAUCCCCACCCCCAGGCUCUCUGAGAUGAAUUAAUAGUGGGUGACAGCAAAAUUUAAAUGUGUUAUCUGAGUGUGUGUGAAGCAGCUUGAGAAAUUGAAACUAUGGAUACUUCUGCACUCUGUGCAGAAGAGAGGUAUGAAAUGAUCAGAGGAUAUUAACAGCAUUUCUUAAAAAAAAUCUUACAGAAGAGGCAGUGCUCCAGAGAACUCUGUGGGAUAUGGGAUGGAACUGCAUGUACCAAUUAAAUCCACAGUGCCAAUAGCUCACAGCAGCUCUGCAAAUCAGUGCUGUUUACAGGAACCAGACAGUAAAACAGAAAAGAAAGGGGGAAAAAAAGGCUUAUUGGAAUUACAGUUUCAAAUAUGAUACUCUGGGAUUUUUUUCUGCUUUUCAAAGUCUUGAUUCCAUAGAUUUAGGGGGUUGAUUUGGACUUAUUUGGUCUUAUUUCAUCUUCUGGCCUCUUCCUUUUGUCUUUGCUUAACUUGCACAGCUGAGGUGGAAAUAAGUGAUGGUGGAAGCACAGAAACAGCUUAAACUGUGUUUUUUCUGCCAGGUGGGGUGUUGGGACAGGGUUAUUUGAUAACUACACAUAACUGGAUCUGGGCUGCAUAGCAUGAUCUUGGUUUUCCAAUAGCUGGGAAGAAGGUAGUGGAAGAGUAGAAUUGCUACCUAAUAUUUCACUUGAUUUUUUUUAUGAAGGGUUUUCAUAACCUGAAAAUUAUUGAUAUGUCACAUCGGAAACCUCCUUCUCCAGAAUGAAUGAACACAUGAACCAGAAAAAUUACUUGAUGGAAAGUGGAUAUUUUCUUUGAAGGAGAUUAUCUUUUGUCUUAGGAGCAGUGCAGAGAGAAACCUGAUAUGUUUGUCCCCUGGAAACAUGGCAUAUACAAAAUAUCUGGUUAAGAGUCAAGUUUUUUAUUUCAUUAUCUUAGAUAAAACUGAGCUGGACCUGCUGAGAUCUGAAUCUGAUUUCAACUGUGAAGUGUUUUCAUGACAUGUAAUCACCCUCUUUAGGAAUUUUUUGAUCUGCAAUUGAAAAAUCUGAGAACCCAGACUGCUCCAAGGAAGCCAUGUGAGUUGUUUUUGUCUUUUUGAGCGAAGUGUCAGAGGGGCUGAGAGAUCCCCCUUAUAUUGUGAAGAGAUCUAGCAGAUGAUUGUACUAGGAAGAUAAAAUUCAGUCUUUACAAGGAGAAAUCUUAUUCCCCCUGUCCAAGAUUUCGUUACUCAGGCCAGAAGAGAGUUUUGGUUUCUAACCCAGCACCAAAAAUGGCACUUGUCACUGUACUUCUACUUCAAGCACAAACCAAAUCAAACCAAACCCAGAUCUCUCACUCUUCAGGGCCAACACCAGAAAAUUAUGAAAGCUGUAGGAUUACAAGGUGUGUCAUACCUUUCCCUGAAAAGUAGAAUGGGCGUAGGCUUUCCUUAUCCUUAUCCUUACACUUUCCUUAUCUUUUCCCUCUUGUGAACCACCAAAGUCUUCCCCACUCUCACCCAGGCAGCUCUGAACAGGGAGCACCACUGCUCAGAAGAAAUAUUGUUUAAUGAAGGUCUAGGACAGCCUGCAGUGCUGAAACAUGCUGCUGAGGCAGGCAAGCAUAUCUACCACUGCCUACACACCACCAGAACAUUUUCUCUCUUUUCUUUCUGUCUUCCUAUGCUUUUUCCUCCCCUAGUCCCUCCCUUUCCCCUUCCCAUGGGACAUCCCAUAUGCCAUUUCAUACAAUCCAUAGGUUCUGCUCUGCACCAUCCCCAAAUUCUCCUCCCUUGCUGUAAGUCUUAUAUCACCAGUGCCAUCAUCAUCCUUAAGCUUCAUGACAUUGCCAGAAGAGAGUUGCCUUCACAUUGGAUGGGCCAGAAGAGGAAGAGGACAGUUUGUGUUGGGGUUGUUGUCUCCCACCUGAUCAGCUGAGUGUGAUUUUUGGAAGUGAAAUGUGUGUUAAGGACAAGGAGACAAGUGCAGCAGAGGAUACCUCAGCAGUACCUGUCACUGUAAUAAACUGGUUUGUGGUAGCGGGGAGCUCACUCCUGGAAACUGGAGAAGGUGGAAGUCUGGGGAAAGCAGAAGUCAGGGUGAGACCUGCGACCUCUCAGACACAUCUGAACUCAGGGAGCCACAAACCUCCUCUGUUCUGCUGUGUGAGGUUGAGUUAGGUAAAAAAUGGCCCAAGGACACAGUGCUUGAAUCAGGUGUUAGAAAUCUGAGUAGCUCUGGACAGAUGCAGAAGAAAAAGCCUGUAUCCAAAAAAACAGCUGCCAUUGGGAGACAGAAAUUAUGGUGAACAACUGCAAAACUGGAUUAUGGAGCUGGUGCAGUUCUCAGGCCAGGUGAGUAAGAUUAAAAUGCAUAAAGGAGAGGAGUGUCUCUCAAAAUCAAGGGCAUGUUAUCCCAGGGAAUCCAUGAAUGAGGCCAAGCAAAGAGGCAAUGCCUCACUGAAAGAGAGGGACCAAACAUGGAAAAUUCAUUCUGCAUGUCCAAAAACUGCUCUGAAGAAGAAAAGAUGAAGAGGCCAUGAUGGACUGACUGAGCAAGCCACCUAUAGCAACCCAUCUUGGAAUAUUUUAUCAUGCCCCUGUAGCUUGGAAGAAUUUUUUCCUGAGCAGUACUCAAGGAGUUCCAUGGGGAAUUCAGGUGUACAUCAAAUACCUCCAGAGCUUCUGUCCCUCUGUACUGAGCAUUAACCAGGACAGAAUGGUAAAAAGUCUCAAACAGGAGAUGAAAAAGUCUUGGCCCCUGGAGAGAAAGGGAAGGUAACCAGCACGGACACCUGGGUGCCUUCAGCACUGACUGAUGGAGGCUGGACACAGGUGAAGGGGAAUGGGCAGACCUGGGCAUGAAUGGAGAAUGAACAUGGGAUAAAUGUGGGUGGAGAGGAAUGAUGGUGAUCUGUGGGAAUAGGGAAGGGAAUGGAGGAACCCUAGGAGUGGGUGCGGGGGAAGGGAACCUGAGGGCACAAGGGGCUGACCUGGCUCUGCUGUCUAUCGCACUCAGAAACCUUUCCAGCCCCAAAAGCCCCUUCCCUCCCCAGGAACACCCCAAGGGCCCCGGACGCCCGCACCCCUUCCCCAGCUCCGUCCCGGCGAUCCCGCGCGCCCCCCCGGCUCUCUCCAGCCUCCGCCCCCGGCCCGCCCCGGUCCCGGUCCCGCCCCUCCCGCCGCAGCCGCCGCGGCUCCGGGGCUGGGCAGGCGGCGGCGGGGGCGCCGCGCCGGGCGGGCGGCGGGGCCAUGCUGGGCAAGGACUACAUGCUGGCCAUUGUCCUGGUCAACUGCGACGACAACCUCUGGAGCGACCAGAGCCUGGAGACAGACCCUGACCUUCCCCCAAGCUGGAGGAAAAUCUGUGACUCUCUGGGUACCUAUUACUGGCAUGUGCCAACAGGCACGACACAGUGGCAGCACCCUGCACGCACCACCAGCCCAGGAGGGCACACGGAAGCUGAUGGAGAGGAGACACUGCAGGGAAGGGAAUGCCAGGGCCCUGCAGCAAAGCACUCGGCAAAGGACCGGCCUAUUCCCAGCCCCAUGGCUUCACUGUCCCGGAGGCACUCUCUAUCCUGGCAUGGAGAUGACUUCCAGCACAGCGCAGAGCCCGGCUCCAAGUGCUUUGCUGUGCGUUCUCUGGGCUGGGUGGAGAUCCCUGAGGAGGACCUAGCCCCUGGCAAGAGCAGCAUCGCUGUCAACAACUGCAUCCAGCAGCUCUCCAACAGCAAGGGCCAGGGCUCUGCGGAGAACCAGGGUGAGGGCCAGGACCUAGUGAUGAUUCUGAAGAAAGACACCAUGAGCCUGGUGGACCCCCUUGACCACAGCCUGAUCCACCGCCAGCCCAUCCUCAACAUCCGUGUCUGGGGUGUUGGCUGCAACAAUGGCAGGGACAGAGACUUCGCCUUUGUGGCCAGUGACAAGGACACCUGUGUCCUCAAGUGUCACGUCUUCCACUGCAAUGUGCCUGCCAAGGGCAUCGCCAAGGCUCUGCAUGAGAUGUGCUCCAAGAUCGUGGCCGAGCGAGCCGUAGCGAGCAGCAGGCUGCCCCGUGCCGCCACGCUGGAGCCCAUUUCUGCCGAGGACCUGCCACUGCAAGUGGAUAUCCUAGAAGCGGUGCGGCAGUCGAUGCAGACCUACGAGGCGCUGUACAUCGGCAGCCUGCCCGUGCCCAGGGCCAUGGGGAUGGAUGUGUUGAACGACGCCAUCGAGAAGCUGACGAGACGCCCGGGGCGGGAGAACUGGACCCCCUCCCUCAUCUACGUGUCCGACACGGCCAUGAGGGUGCACCCGGCGCAGGUGGGGAGGGGACGGGGGGCUGUGGCCGGAGCGGGCACGACGCUGCCCUCGGCAGAGCGCACCUGGGGGGCGGCAGGGCUGGAUGGGCCCGCGGGGUCCCCGCAGGAGCCCGAAGAGGCGGCGCACAUCUGGGAGUGCCAGGUGCGGUACGUGACCUUCCUGGGCGUGGGCCGGGACGCGCACACCUUCGCGCUCAUCGUGGACACGGGGCGACGCUUCCAGUGCGCGGCCUUCUGGUGCGAGCCCGACGCCGGCACCAUCUCGGAGGCGGUGCAGGCCGCCUGCAUGGUGCAGUACCAGAAGUGCCUCGUGGCCGCUGCGCCGGGGGCGAAGGCGAAGAGCGCGGCUGGCCGGGGCCGGGCCGGGCCGGCGGCCGCGGGGGACGCUGCCCGCGGGGCGGCCAAGGCGGGGGGCGGCGGCGGCGGCGCGGGGCCCGGGGCCCGCAAGCGGGGACUCUUCUCCUUUCUGGAGGUGUUCCGCCUCCGGCGGGCCCUCCUGCACAGCCCGUAGCGGGCCAGGCCGGGCCGGGGCCGGGGCCGGGGCCGGAGGGGAGGAGCCCGCGGCCCCAACCCCGACCCGGCGCCGG